AUGGUUCGCUUAACAUUGGAGCUCAUUGCUAAAAGCCUCAGUCAAAAGAAUCGCAGAGAUGAAUCCCUGGCCCAGCACCUGAGGAAAAUAACGCAUCUCAAGCUAUCUAAUAAAAAUAUAGAUAUCAUUGAUGACCUAUCUUUGUGUAAAAACCUUAAUGUCCUUUACUUGUAUGAUAACCAAAUAAGACAGGUACAUAACUUGGACUUUGCUACAAACCUAAGACACCUGUACCUGCAAAACAAUUGCAUUACACGAAUGGAAAAUCUAGCAUCAUUAAUAAAACUUGAAAAAUUGUAUCUGGGUGGCAAUUACGUCACUGUAGUGGAAGGCUUAGAGAAUUUAGAAGAACUGAGAGAAUUACAUGUUGAAAGCCAGCAGCUUCCCCUAGGAGAAAAGCUCUUGUUUGACCCAAGAAGUCUUCAUUCACUAGCAAAGUCUUUAUCUGUUUUGAAUAUCAGCAAUAAUAACAUUGAUGAACUAAGUGAAUUAGCAGUUUUGGAAAACCUCUCCCAUCUCAUAGCUGUGGACAACCAACUUCACCGCGUGAAGGACAUGGAGUUUGUUCUGAGUGUGUGGACCAAGCUAAUCAAAAUAGAGUUGAAUGGGAAUCCUGUUUGCCACAAACCGAAAUACCGAGACAGGCUUAUACUACAGUCAAAAAGUCUUGAAUCCCUUGAUGGCAAAGAAAUAAAGGAAAUGGAAAGACAAUUCCUAAUGAAUUGGAAAGCCUCCAGAGAUGCCAGGAAGAAAAACAGAGCGGAAAGCUCAACAACUGAGCAUGCACCACAUUCACAUUUUGACAGUAAUGACACAGAUCAUCCCCAUUUCCCUAUUUACUACUACCCAUUGGGCAAAGGAAAACCAAAUUUUGCUAUUUUGUCUGAGGUACAUAGAUCUUCUCACAGUAGAGAGUCCCAGUCAGCAACCCAGGAAGAAAAUAAAGUUGCUGAAAAAAUCAGGAAAACUAUGAGACCCUAUGUCUUUUCCCGUAUGGGUAAUAAAGCGCAUGCGCCGAUGGAGUUGGUCAAUAUGCCUCCGCAUGACCUGCCCACAUUCAGUGGACACCUCAUACGUGACGAUGCCUGUGGGAUGAAUGAUGUGGCCAGUGAUCCAUUCCGGGCCUCUACCGAAGUUCCUGGCAAAGACGGUCCUCUGGAAAGAACCCGCGAGGUGCUUCCCGCUGCUCGGAGGAGUUCCGUUGCUCCGGAGCCCGAUCGGGAUGCAGGCGGUCCAGUAGGAUUGUUGGCCUCCGACCCAUUAAUAGUUCCACUGGACAGCGACCGCUUACCGGGUUUGGCGUUGUUCGCUGCGUAA
This is a messenger RNA of Gekko japonicus, 1317 nucleotides long. RefSeq names its product protein phosphatase 1 regulatory subunit 42 (gene PPP1R42). The transcript has 9 exons. The record is from RefSeq and is a predicted model, not a curated record. Lineage: Eukaryota; Metazoa; Chordata; Lepidosauria; Squamata; Gekkonidae. Gene Ontology annotation, molecular function: protein binding. The coding region runs from base 1 to 1317 and encodes 438 amino acids.